CCGAAGAAACGGGAUAAAUCUGGAAGGAAACGCUGAAAAAAAAAAACAACCAACAACAUCUUGAGGAAGAGAAAAAAAAAUGGGAUAACGAAACAAUUACAUUUACUUCACACCGGAUCCCGCCGCUCGAUCCCGUCCUCCGAGAAACUCAGAUGUUGUCGUCGCCUGCGUUUUGCGCUUUUUUAUCCAUUCUCCUUGAGCGCAGCUGGUACAAAGGCGCUUGGUCCGGAGCAGCAGCAGCAGCAGCAGCAGCACCUGGGAUUACAGCCACAUGAAUGGACCAGAGUGACCAGAGCCUGAGGAUGGUGGACACAGACAGUGAGUAAACCAGAGCUGGAUUAAAACACUUUUUUUUUUUUUCCCCUUUCUCCUUUCUCUGUGGGAAGCAGACCACCCGUGUUCCCCCCACCAAGACCUACUGUCAUUGUGUCGAGGAUGAUUUUUUAAAAACCUUAUUCUUAAAGUGGCCUUUUCUGGAAUAAUGCACGAGCAACACGAGCUCUGUCACAGCUUUUUAUUCCUUUUUAUGUCUCACACAUUCCCCGGGUUUCCUCUGACUGAACAGCCAGUUUCUCUUGUUCAGAAUGGGAUGUAUUGUUGCGACUGCGCAACCCACGACAAGUGUCAGCAAUUAGACUGUGUGUGUGUGAACGGGUUACCUCAAGGCCUGGUCUAAACACUGCCACUGCUUUCUAACUGGAUUUGGCCAUUGUUGCCCAGAAGGAUUCUGUGGGAAACUGGACUCAAUUUUUUUUUGUUUUAAAAAGGGGGCCAAACUGUGCACUCUUGGCAUCGUUCCCCCCUGUGUGUGUGAACCAGGGCCGGUCACAGAAAUAAAUUAGGCACAAUAUGGUGGAGCCGGUGGGAUUCAUUGAAGCGUGGAAGGCACAGUUCCCUGAGUCAGAACCCCCCAAGAUGGAGCUGCGAUCGGUCGGGGGCAUCGAGCAGGAGCUGGAGAAGUGCAAAGCAUCCAUUAGACGCCUGGAGCAGGAGGUGAACAAGGAGCGCUUCCGCAUGAUCUACCUGCAGACCCUCCUGGCCAAAGAGAGGAAGAGCUACGACAAACAGCGGUGGGGCUUCAGGAAGACGCCGCUCAACGAGGGGAUGGACCCCGCGGCCACACAAGGUGCAGAGUCCCAAUCCCAGCAGCCCCACAUGCAGGAGACUGGUGGAGUUGGUGUUGUAGUAGGUGGCAGUGGAGGAUAUGGCGGUGUGAGUGGGGUUCCUGGGGAUAGGAGCCGCUUCCAGCCUCUUGGAGAUGGAACUGGCAGGACCAAACCCAGGCCUCCGCCAGCCAGAAAGUCAGCCUCCCACGGCGACGGCCUGGAGUCGGCCUUUGAGGUUCCCCAGCAAGCAGAGUCAACAUCCUGUGACAACCUGGACGGCCUCUCGCCAUCAAAGCAGAGAGGAGGUGUCACCGUGUCGCCCCGCAGGCCCACCCUCCCACCCCCAGACAAGGACCUGCCGUCUGACCCCAAGGACAAGCUGGGGAUGGGACUCGGCGUGGCAGCUCUUAGAUCCAACUUUGAGAGGAUCAAACGGGCCAAUUCUCACUCCGCGGGUGAUGUAGCGAAGGGCCAGGAGAAGCAGCCGCUGCCGCCGCCACCACCCUUCUACACCAACAUGGAAUUCCACCACGAGAGGGGUUUGGUCAGGGUCAACGACCGCGACGUCUCCGACAAGAUCAGCUCCCUGGGCAGCCAGGCCAUGCAGAUGGAGAGGAAGAGGUCUCUACACUCCCUCCCAGGUAAUCUGGCGACGGUGGCAGGGGAGCUCCGUGCCAGGCCGGUGUAUCGAGGACGAUCCACUGAGAGCACCUGCGGCUAUGAUGCAGAAUACGAAGAUGGGGAGCCCAACCAGCGGCAUUCAGGAAGAGCCAACGGGGGCAAACCUCCACCCCCUCCGUGGCAGCCCUCCGAGUUCCAGGCCUACUCCAGUGUCUAUGUCGGCGGGGUGAUGAUGGGUGAAGGUGGCAGUGGAGAUGGAAGAGGGGGUGGUGGAAGUGGGAGUGGCGUCACCAUGAGGGACCACGGUGGAGGUGACGACCACCUCCUGACCUGGCCACGCCGCUCCUACUCCCCAGGCAGCUUCGAGGACGUGGGCGGAGGCGGCGGCUACACGCCAGACUGCAGCUCCAACGAGAACCUGACGUCCAGCGAGGAGGACUUUUCCUCGGGCCAGUCCAGCCACGUGUCGCCCAGCCCCACCACGGCCUUCCGUCGGCCCUUCAGAGAGAAGAGCCGCUCGCCGUCCCAGAACUCCCAGAACUCCCAGCACUCCUUCGACAGCAGCAGCCCUCCGACGCCGCAGUCCCAGAAGCGCCACCACCGGCAGCAGGGAGGCCAUGUGGUCAUGUCCGAGGCCACUAUUGUGAGUGUUCGCAAGACUGGCCAAAUCUGGCCACCUGCUGCCCAUCAUGACCUCCUGCCCCACGGUAGACCGUCCCAUGACAACAGUUUCCAUGGAGACCACUUAGACGGUCAUUUCACGGGGACCCCUCCAACUUAUGGGUAUGAUGCAGACCGAGCGGAGGAGCAGCGGAGGCACCACGACAUCCUGCCGUACAUCGACGACUCGCCGUCAUCGUCUCCACACCUCAGCUCCAAGAGCCGCAGCAGCCGGGACACGCUGUCCUCUGGAUCACUGGAGUCGUCCAAGUCGACUGAAUGUGACCUGGAAAAAGGUUUGGAGAUGAGGAAGUGGGUCCUGUCUGGGAUCUUGGCCACGGAGGAAACGUACCUCAGUCACCUGGAGGCGCUGCUGCUGCCCAUGAAGCCUCUGAAGGCCGCCGCGACGACGUCACAGCCGGUGCUCACUGUGGCCCAGAUAGAAACCAUCUUCUUCAAAGUGCCUGAGCUCUACGAGAUCCACAAGGAGUUCUACGACGGACUUCUGCCCCGCGUCCAGCAGUGGAGCCACCACCAGAGAGUCGGGGACCUCUUCCAGAAACUGGCCAGCCAGCUGGGAGUUUACCGGGCGUUUGUGGACAACUAUGAGCUGGCGGUGGAGACGGCGGAGAAGUGCUGCCAGGCCAACACGCAGUUCGCUGAAAUCUCUGAGAAUCUGAAGGUGAGGAGCCCGAAGGACUGCAAGGAGACUGCCAAGAACUCUCUGGAGGCUUUACUGUACAAACCGGUGGACAGAGUGACGCGCAGCACGUUGGUGCUUCAUGACUUGCUGAAACACACGCCCACCAGCCACCCGGACCACCCGCUCCUGCAGGACGCCUUGAGAAUCUCCCAAAACUUUCUGUCCAGCAUCAACGAGGAGACGACGCCCAGGCGCCAGUCGAUGACUGUCAAGAAGGGAGAGAACCGGCAGCUGCUGAGGGACAGCUUCAUGGUGGAGCUGGUGGAGGGAGCCAGAAAGCUGCGGCACGUCUUCCUCUUUACCGAUCUGCUGCUCUGCGCCAAGCUGAAGAAACAGAUCGGAGGUAAAAACCAGCAGUACGACAGUAAGUGGUACAUCCCCCUGACUGACCUGACCUUCCAGGGCCCCGAAGAGACCGAGCCGCUCACCAUCCCUCAAGUCCCGGACGAAGAGCUCGACGCCAUGAAGGUCAAGAUCUCGCACCUCCGCAGUGAGAUCCAGAGAGAGAAGAGAGCCAACAAGGGUUCAAAAGUCAUCGAUCGCCUCAGGAAGAAGCUUUCCGAACAGGAGUCUCUGCUGCUGUUGACGUCUCCGAGCAUGCCCCUCAGACUCUACAACAAGAACGGAAAGAGUUACGGUUUCCUGAUUUCAUCGGAUUACGAACGUGCAGAGUGGAAGGAGAUCAUCAAGGAACAGCAGAAGAAAUGUUUUAAAACUUCCUCGCUGACUUCCAUGGAGCUGCAGAUGUUGACCAGUUCUUGUGUCAAACUGCAAACUGUCCACCACAUUCCGCUUAGCAUCAAUAAAGAAGAGGAUGAAUCCCCCGGUCUCUACGGGUUCCUGAAUGUAAUCGUCCACUCUGCCUCCGGCCUCAAACAGAGUUUGAAUCUCUACUGCACAUUGGAGGUGGAUUCCUUUGGCUUCUUUUCAAAUAAAGCCAAGACGAGAGUGUAUCGAUACACCACUGAACCCAAAUGGAAUGAGGAGUUUGAGAUUGAGCUGGAGGGCUCUCAGACCCUGAGGCUGCUCUGCUACGAGAAGUGCUACAACAAGACCAAGCAGAACAAAGAGGAUGGAGAGAGCACAGACCGCAUCAUGGGGAAAGGACAGAUCCCGCUUGACCCUCAGACGCUCCAAGGAAAAGACUGGCAGAGAACCGUUAUUCCCAUGAACGGGAUCGAGGUGAAGCUGUCCAUGAAGUUCACCAGCAGAGAGUUCAGCCUGAAGAGGAUGCCCUCGCGGAAACCCAUGGGAGUGUUCGGAGUCAAGAUCUCCACCGUCACCAAGCGAGAGCGCUCCAAGGUGCCCUACAUUGUCCGGCAGUGCCUGGAGGAGAUUGAAAGGAGGGGCAUGGAGGAGGUGGGCAUCUACCGAGUGUCGGGGGUGGCCACUGACAUUCAGGCCCUGAAGACUGCCUUUGACACCAAUAACAAAGAUGUGUCGGUGAUGAUGAGUGAGAUGGACGUCAACGCCAUCGCGGGGACCUUGAAGCUUUACUUCAGAGAGCUGCCAGAACCGCUCUUCACUGACGAGCUCUACCCUAAUUUCGCAGGCGGCAUCACUCUGUCUGAUAGCGUCGCCAAAGAGAGCUGCAUGCUGAACCUGCUGCUGUCACUGCCAGAGCCCAACCUGGUCACAUUCCUUUUCCUUCUGGAUCACUUGAAGAGGGUGGCAGAGAAGGAGUGCAUCAACAAGAUGUCGCUCCACAAUCUGGCAACAGUGUUCGGGCCGACUUUGCUAAGACCCGCUGAGAAGGACAGCAAGAUCCCCGCUAACCCCACGCAGCCCAUCAGCAUGGGGGACAGCUGGUCCCUGGAAGUUAUGGCACAGGUCCAGGUGUUGCUGUACUUCCUCCAGCUGGAGACGAUCCCCACGCCGGACAGUAAACGACAGAGCAUCCUCUUCUCCACCGAAGUAUAGAGCUAACGCUGACUCUGUGGGACUUUGACCCGAGAAGGUGUGAAAAAGAGACGGACACUGGCUCAAAGUGAGCCUAUUUGUAGUAUGUUUUUGAAUUGACUGACUCCGUUCGGCUCUUGCGGCUGGGAAGGAUUGUCUCCGGCGAUACCUGCUGUGCUUGAACACAAGAGGGUGCCACUGGGCCUCCGACGCUCAGAGGAUGCGAGGUCCCUGCCAUUCAUAUCUCUCAUUACCUGAUAGUUAGUAUGAUUCCUUGUACCUCCGGUGAUUUUUAUGGGUACAUGCGCCAUCCACAUUUCCCCACCUUGCUUUUCGUCGGUCUCGAUGCUGAACCUUUACAGACGAAGACGUUGGAACGAUCGAAAUCAGACCGCAAAGAAGGAAACGUGUCUCGUCUUGAUUCUUGGAAAUGGUUUCGCCCACAAAUCUCUGCGUAUCUUUGCGUUUGGGGCAUUGUUCUCUAUUUGUGUUUAUUUUUGGACAAUCAUUAAGUCAUCUCAAACAUUGCUUCACGUCCUGUUGAGGAAAAGAAAAAAACGUGUGUCUUACAUCAUGUCGGUGCAUUCUUUGAGACAAGAGGAAACAUUUGUGCUGUGUGUUGGGAGCCGAGAGUGCAGAGCUGCCACCGUACUGGCUUUUUUUUUUUUUUUCUUUUUUCUUUUUCUGUGUCGAAAGAGACACAGGAAGCCAACACCGAUGGAGAGCAGCAGCAGGUGACUGAAGAAGACGAACAGCAACUCCCGCUGACUGAUCUUAGAGACCACAGGUUCAGAUCGUUGCUGACUAUUGAGUCAGACACGAUGUUUGAAGACACUCGGUGUCUCAGGAAAACCUCAGGAAGCCGCAUUUUGCAGAUGAGACAAAUUCUGGGUUUUACAAUCUUCCAUUUAAUACAAAAACAUCCCAAACAUUUUGUUUGCAAGUGGAGAAGCUUGUUGAGAAGUGACGAGUCAUUGGUGUUACUAAAACACAUGUAGACUGGCUGGUUGGACUCCUAUGUCCCCCUCAACAACAGCAAGUGUAAAGAGCUGGUCCACUGUUUAAGGACCAUGAUGGAAUUAGCGUUGCUUCUCCUGAAUUUAAAGUUCAACAAAUGGUCAAGGCUAUCUUCCAACAUAAAGUAAA
This is a messenger RNA of Stegastes partitus (bicolor damselfish), 6135 nucleotides long. Its product is annotated as breakpoint cluster region protein-like. Gene Ontology annotation, cellular component: membrane. Gene Ontology annotation, biological process: positive regulation of GTPase activity; protein phosphorylation; intracellular signal transduction. The coding region runs from base 850 to 5010 and encodes 1386 amino acids. Gene Ontology annotation, molecular function: GTPase activator activity; protein serine/threonine kinase activity; guanyl-nucleotide exchange factor activity. NCBI's taxonomy places the organism in Eukaryota, Metazoa, Chordata, Actinopteri, Pomacentridae. The transcript is spliced from 25 exons. The record is from RefSeq and is a predicted model, not a curated record.